Zerene cesonia (dogface butterfly) is the source of this 586-nucleotide messenger RNA. Its product is annotated as lysozyme 1-like. Bases 221 to 586 code for a protein of 121 amino acids. Gene Ontology annotation, molecular function: lysozyme activity. NCBI's taxonomy places the organism in Eukaryota, Metazoa, Arthropoda, Insecta, Lepidoptera, Pieridae. The record is from RefSeq and is a predicted model, not a curated record. The transcript is spliced from 4 exons.
AAUACCUACUUAUGUGUAUUCGCACGCACAGUCUGAUACAAGGCAGCCGCUUCAUAAAUUGAACACUUAUUUCUUGCCAUUUAUAUAAAAAAAUGUAUUGGAACUGUUAAUUAUUUGUGUAAAUAUUAUAUAAAAUUUAGAUGUUGUGUUUACUUAUGUGUAUAAUGUUAAAUAAGAAGUGAUUAUAUAAAUUGUAUAAAUCUGCCUUGCUGCUUGCAUUAUGUUGAGGAAAGUUAUACUAAUACUCGGUUGCACCGUUUUAUUUUCUUUUUUGACCGGUUCAACAGGGGUAUACCUCUCAAAUCUAUCGCAGGAAUGUUUCAACUGUCUGUGCUACGUAUCCACGAAUUGCGAUACGUCACACGAAUGCACGGGGGGGUACUGCGGGCCAUUUAAUAUAUCUCGAGUGUACUGGGUCGACGCUGGCAAAGUUACCCUACCUGAUGACGACCCUGAGAGAAACCAUGCAUGGGAAGACUGCGCGCGUGACUUCGGUUGUUCGAAGCGGAUUAUUGCUGGAUAUCUGUCGAAGUUCGGUCAGGUCAGUCACACGUUCAACAACCAGGCAAUGUUUAUUGUGCCUUAG